AUGGAGGAGCACCUUUUUAUGCAUUGUCCAGCGGCUUGUCAGGUCUGGUUUGCAUCACCUCUGUCUCUCCGCGUUGAUAAUUUUCUCACGUUUGCAGAUUUUUGGAGACACAUUCAUGAGCUGCAUGAUAGUGAAGUUAUGGCUCUAGUCCAGACAACUAUUUACAUGAUGUGGGAGGCCCGUAAUCACCACCAGUUCCAGCAGCGACCUUCUUCAACGGAGCACAUUCUCCAGCGAGUAGCAAGCGUGCAGGCGGAGGUGCGCAUUGGUGCAUCAGCUCCAGCUACGAUUGAGAGAAAUGUGGCUUGGCGUGGACCUGUUCGUGGCACUUAUAAGUGCAAUUUUGAUGCUUCAUUCGUGGAUGGGAGACCGGUCGGUUUGGGUAUGGUGGUUCGUAAACAUAGAGGCGAGGUGAUGGCCUCUGCGUGCUCCUAUCCAGUUCAUGUUACCACUCCUAUUCUGGCUGAAGCAAUGUCCAUGAGGUGGUCCUUACAACUGUUUAUUGAUUUGGGUUUCCGGCGGAUUUCAUUGGAAACAGAUUUUUCUGUUAUGUUUGUUCGCCGUAAGAGCAAUGCGGUGGCGGAUUUUUUGGCUAAGAGCGCGGAAGCUUAUACCAAUAUGGUAUGGGUGGAAGAGGUCCCUUUAGCCGCCGCACCGCUUAUUGAUGCUGAUGUAAUGAACCUUUUGCCGGUUGGCCUUUAA
This is a messenger RNA of Lotus japonicus, 702 nucleotides long. RefSeq lists its product as uncharacterized. The record is from RefSeq and is a predicted model, not a curated record. The coding region runs from base 1 to 702 and encodes 233 amino acids. Gene Ontology annotation, molecular function: RNA-DNA hybrid ribonuclease activity; nucleic acid binding. The transcript has 2 exons. NCBI's taxonomy places the organism in Eukaryota, Viridiplantae, Streptophyta, Magnoliopsida, Fabales, Fabaceae.